AUGACUAAUAUUUACCCUUUCAACAAAACAUGCACUCAUUUAUCAUUAGGUAUAUGUCCAUGUCCCAUAUCAAAAACACAUUCCUAUCAUAUUGGAAAGAGAUGGUGGGGUUACACAACAAACUUAGUGCUUUAUGAUGACCCUUGGAAAGUCAAGAAAGUGCUCCAAGUGAGUGAUCUUGAAGAUAAGCUAUUGUUAGCUACAGAUUUGGCUGAGGAAUUGGUGGUUCCUUUGUUGGGUGCUGGUGCUGAUCUUGAAAGAGGAACUCAUGUUAGGGUUUAUGAUUCUGACACUGAUACAAAGCAUGUGUUGAUUCUCAAGAAAUGUGUUUCUUCAGGAGACUAUGGUUUUUAUGACAAUUGGGUUAAUGAUUUUGUUGUGAGAAGGGGGUUGAUGAAAGAUGAUGAGGUUGGGUUUCAUUGGGAUUCUUAUGAGAAACACUUUGAUUUUUCUGUUUUGUUUAGGACUACUAGAAUGUAG
Messenger RNA from Vicia villosa (hairy vetch), 480 nucleotides. RefSeq names its product B3 domain-containing protein At2g33720-like. Lineage: Eukaryota; Viridiplantae; Streptophyta; Magnoliopsida; Fabales; Fabaceae. The coding region runs from base 1 to 480 and encodes 159 amino acids. The record is from RefSeq and is a predicted model, not a curated record. The transcript has a single exon.